AGAAACUACAAGUAAAUUUCUGCUUCCAACAAUUUAAACGUUGUUACCACGAAACCGACGGUUGCCGUCACGAAUCGCCGAUUAUUGUUUUGACUUCAAAUAAAAUCGUCGACACGCAGUGGGACCCACAAUCACCAACUUGUCUCUAAGCUCCUUCAUCAACGGCUGCUAUUCAAACCCUCGCAUCUGAAUCGUACGGUCAUCAUUCAACUUCGUUACACACGAAGAGAGAUAAAGACCCUAGAUCCCUGUAGUAUCCAACCCUUCUCUCUCUCUCUUCAUUAUAUAGUAAAAGCCGACUCUCUACUAAUCUCCCUCUUUUCUUCUCCCUCUUUACUCAUUCAAUACUUUCUCUCUCUAAAAAUCCAUUGAAGGAAACUAGAGAGAGAAAGUUAGUUAGUGAGUGAGCUAGAGAGAGGAAGAAGAUUGAAAUUUGAGAAUUGGUGGGAAAAAAUGAACGGUGGAGAUUUGAAUCAGCAACAACAACAGCAACAGCAUCAACAACAACAACAUCACCAGCAGUGGGUGGCGAUGCAGCAGUAUCAACAACAAUGGAUGGCGAUGCAGUAUCCAGCAGCAGCAAUGGCGAUGCAGCAACAGAUGAUGUAUGGUCAGCAAUACAUGCCUUACUAUCAUCAACAGCAGCAGCAGCAGAUGCUGCAGCCGCCGCCGCCGCAGAUUCAGACUUCAUCUGAAGAUAACAAAACGAUUUGGAUUGGUGAUCUUCAGCCAUGGAUGGAUGAAAAUUAUCUUCAUUCCUGCUUUUCUCAUGUUGGCGAGCUGGUUUCUGUGAAAAUUAUUCGAAACAAGCAAACUGGUCAAUCAGAGCGUUAUGGAUUUGUUGAGUUUAAUACUCACACAGCAGCAGAGAAAGUGCUACAGAGCUACAAUGGAUCUAUGAUGCCAAAUGCAGAGCAACCAUUCCGCUUAAAUUGGGCAGCCUUUGGUGCUGGUGAAAAACGUGCAGAAACUGGUUCUGAUUUCUCAAUUUUUGUAGGAGAUUUGGCUUCUGAUGUUACUGACACAAUGUUACGUGACACUUUCGCUAGUAGAUAUCCAUCUUUUAAAGGUGCAAAAGUAGUAGUAGAUGCAAACACAGGCCACUCAAAAGGCUAUGGCUUUGUAAGGUUUGGUGAUGAAAGCGAGAGGUCUCGGGCCAUGACCGAAAUGAAUGGCAUAUAUUGUUCCAGCAGGCCCAUGCGUGUUGGGGUUGCUACCCCCAAAAAACCAUCAGCACAGCAACAAUUUUCUUCCCAAGCUGUGAUAUUAUCUGGUGGAUAUGCAUCAAAUGGUACUGCAACCCAUGGAUCCCAGUCUGAUGGCGAUUCAUCAAACACAACAAUUUUUGUUGGCGGACUUGAUUCUGAUGUCACAGAUGAGGAGCUGAAGCAGUCCUUUAGUCAGUUUGGGGAAGUGGUCUCUGUGAAAAUACCUGUCGGAAAAGGAUGUGGUUUUGUACAAUUUUCUGAAAGGAGCUCUGCUCAGGAAGCGAUACAAAAAUUAAAUGGAGCAGUGAUUGGCAAGCAGGCAGUUCGUCUUUCCUGGGGUCGAAGUCCAGCAAACAAGCAGAUGAGAAGUGAUUCUGGUAAUCAGUGGAAUGCGGGCGGCUAUUAUGGUAGGCAAAAUUAUGGAGGAUAUGGAUAUGGUGCAUCACAAAAUCAGGAUUCUGGUAUGUAUGCUGCUGGAGCAGCUUAUGGAGCAUCACCAGCAGCCUGCUAGCUGAACUCUGGUCAACCGCUGCUAAAUGAGAGACAUUAUCAAAACACUCUUUUUUUCUUUCAGCGUUUCAAAUUUAUAGAAUUAAAAAGAUUAAAGCAUAUAGUGUUUGAUGAGAAUUUUGUAGCUGGAUUUACUUUAUGCUUGGUGAGUUGAGAUGUGUGAACUGUAUACAUAGAGAUGUGAGCUAUGAUGAUUGGUGAAACUUAUUCCGA
Molecule: messenger RNA, 1931 nt
Organism: Capsicum annuum
Lineage: Eukaryota; Viridiplantae; Streptophyta; Magnoliopsida; Solanales; Solanaceae
Product: polyadenylate-binding protein RBP47
Exons: 6
Coding region: 454-1719 (421 amino acids)
Cellular component (GO): cytosol
Molecular function (GO): mRNA binding
Source: RefSeq, a predicted model, not a curated record